Cheilinus undulatus (humphead wrasse) is the source of this 3564-nucleotide messenger RNA. Its product is annotated as nascent polypeptide-associated complex subunit alpha, muscle-specific form. Bases 147 to 2960 code for a protein of 937 amino acids. Lineage: Eukaryota; Metazoa; Chordata; Actinopteri; Labriformes; Labridae. The record is from RefSeq and is a predicted model, not a curated record. The transcript has 11 exons.
UCCCUGUUGUUGUUGUUAGCUUGUCGCCGGUCUGCUCCGUGUUUCAGGCUCCUCUCGGCUCUGAUUUGGUAUUUUUCAUCUAAAAAUGGGACAACACAGGAUUUAACGGAGAGUUUCGGACCGUUGGGGCCUGAGAAGUCUUUACCAUGCUGACUCCACCUCUGACACUGACUACAAGCGAUGACAAGGGGCGGGGCCACCUAGAUGUUACUCCCCCUCCUGUGCUUCCAUUGGUUGGCGAUGGUGGUGACAUCAUCAGGUCCCAAACAGGAGUUUUUUCUCCUCCCGGACCUCCUUGGACUUCCUCCUCCUCACUUCCCUCUUCAUCCCGCUCUCCUCCUCCAUGUUACACCUCCUCCUCCACUCCUUCUUUUCAUCCCUUCACCUCCUCUCUUUCUUCUUCACCUUUUCUAGUUUCUCCCCCUCCUCCUCCUCUUUACUCCCCCACUGCUCAAGCUCCUUUCACUCCUCCUCCUCCUCUUCCUCGUGUUUUCUCCUCUCCUUUCUUAAGUCCUUGUCCUCCAUGCUCCACCUCCCCAGCUCCCUCUCUGGCCCCUUUUCCUUCCUUCCUCUCCUUUCCUCCUUCUCUCCGUCCUCCCUCUGUUUCUGCUCCUCCUGGCUCCUCCUCUGCUCCUUUUCCUUCUGUUCGUCCUCCUCCCGGUGUUUCUGCUCCUCCUGGCUCCUCCUCUGCUUCUUUUCCUUCUGUCCGUCCUCCUCCCAGUGUUUCUGCUCCUCCUGGCUCCUCCUCUGCUCCGUUUCCUUCCCUCAGUCCUCCUACCAGUGUUUCUUCUACUCCCUGCUCCUUCCUGUCCCAUCCUCCUUUCAGCUCCUCUCCUCGUCAGUCUUUCUUCUCUGCUCCUCCUCUCUGCACUCUGUUCUCCUCCUCUGCUCCUCGUCCCCCUCCUCGUGUCUUUCGAAGUCCUUCUAUCGUUCCUCCGACAUCCUCCUGUUCUCGUCCUCCUGUCUCCUUUAAUUCUUUAACGUCUCAGCCUGCUCCUACUUUACCUGCUCCUCCUUUAGCUCCUCCUCCUUUAGCUCCUCCUCCUUUAGCUCCUCCUCCUUUAGCUCCUCCUCCUUUAGCUCCUCCUCCUUUAGCUGCUCCUCCUUUAGCUGCUCCUCCUUUAGCUCCUACCCCUUUAGUUGCUCCUCCAUUAGCUCCUCAUCUCCCUCCAACUCCUUCUGUCUCCAUCAUUCCUUCUCUUCAUUCGGCUCCCUCUUCACCUCCUUCCAGUGUCUCUCCUCUUUCUCCUGUGGCUUCCUCUCCCCAUCCUUCACCUCCUCCCUCAUCUUCUCCUGCCAUAGCUCCUCCCCUGGUCUUCUCUGCUCCUUCUCCUUCUCUGUAUCAGAGCCAGCCCUCUGUUGUUGCUCCUCCUCCCUGCUGCUCCUGCUCCUCUAUCCUCCCUCGCCUCCUCUCAGCUCAUCGGUUGGAGGUGCGGCGCCUCCUGCGAGGAGCGUUGGCUUCCCUUGGUCGUCGUCUGGACUCUCUAGAGAGGAGGAGCAGAAGCACGACGAGAAAGAAGAGGAGCAGAGGAGGGGCAACAGAAACAGUGCAUCCUCCUGGACUGGGUGCUUUCCCUUUGAACUCCACCUGCCCCCAACAUGUUAGCACACCUUCAUCAUCCUCAUCAUCUUCAGACAGCGAGGACCUGCCCACCCCUCCUCUAUUCACAAGUUUGAGCCAAUCAAAGCAGAGGGGGAAGAGCACAGCAGAAGAGGAGGAGACGAGUGUUAAGAGGAGGAGGAGGAGCCACAGAGACAGAGAAGGGUGCUCUUUAACUGAAAUCAAAGAAGAAGAAGAGGAGGAUUCUGGGAGAUUUGUGGGGCAGAUGGCUGUCUCUGUUGGAGGAGGUGGAGAAAGGGAGCAACGGCUCACUCUGCAUAACCUCAACCACAGGAAACACAGACGAAGAGAGGGCAGGGUCGGCCAAUCAGAGAAGGGCGUCAGUGUGGUCAGGCAGAAUGGUUACAGAGAGCUGCACAGCUCUUCGUCCCAACAUGCCUUGCACCUCCUUCAGUCAGCCCAGCGUGGACCAAUCAGCCAAUCACAAGCGCUCUGCGUGUCAUCAGGCCAAUGGCGUUUCUCGGACUUCAGCCCACCUAUCUCCCAGUCCUCCAAUCCCAGUUCCUUACACCUGUGGCUAAGCUCCUCCUCCUCUGCCUUUAGCCUCGCUCCAAUACUGCGUCUGUCCGCUGUUGCCGUGGAGACAAUGACGGAGUCAGUGAGGGCCGAAACGAGUAUUGGGCCCCUGAGGCCCCUGAAAGACUGGACUGCCCCGCCGAGCCUGGGCAUCGACCACUGUUACGUUCGCACUCCGACCCCAAGCCCUGUUUUUCCCACCCGACGACUGAAGAAGCAGCGAGCCAAUCACAGCUCCCGUAGCAUUAUCCUGCCUCGGCGACGGGCCCUGCCUCUCCCCCCGUGUUCAGCCAAUGGCCUGUCUGCUUCUCUCCCUGUUGGCCAAUCAGCAGCAACCUGCGAGUUUCUCAGUUCAAAUAGAGAGCGUGGGAAACGUGUGUCUCAGAUCAGGAUCCGCCGUGCGUCACCAAGGGAGACGCCACUCACACCGAUGGGACUGCCAAAAAUGAAAAGGGUAAAAAAGAAAGAGUUCAGUCUGGAGGAAAUUUAUACUAACAAGAACUACAAAUCUCCUUCCAACAACAGGAGUCUGGAGACAAUUUUUGAGGAGCCACGGGACAGGGACGGAGCUCCGUUUGUGAUUGGUCAGCAAAAGAGACGCAGGCUCCUCCUCUUUCCUGACUUCACUCAGCCCAGGAAGAGAAAGAAACCACAAGGGAUGCUGGGGGCGGGAUUUCCUGUUACCACGGUGCCCAGGAAACGGGCAGCAGCUCGGCGGCAUUGCCAUGGUUCUGCUGAUGAUGAGUCAGACCUUGACGUGAUGCUGGUGGAGCGACUGAGCGCGCUCGAGGACUUCCUGACACGUCAAGGCCUGGAAGUGUGAUUUGUGAUGUCACUUCCUAUAACCUGACUUAUGGCCAAAAACAGGGCUGCUACCAUGCCUGCUACCGCAGUCUCCAUGGUAACGCCCCUAGCUUGUGAUGUCACCACUGCAACACCCCCAGCACAUGACGUCUCCAAGGCAACCCCUCAGCACAUGAUGUCACCAUGACCACACCCCCAGCAGCGCCGUAGCGGGCUUUUCCAUUUUAAUGUGUUUGAUUGGUUGAUUUCUGCUGUGAACCCAAUGUGGAUUUUUACAGUGUAGGCCGGUUACAAUGUGAAUUAAAGACUCAUUUAAUACUUUAAUUUUUAUUUUUUACAGUGUAGGCUGGUUACAAUGUAAAUUAUAGACUCAUUCAUUACUUUGUAUUUUUUACAGUGUAGGCUGGUUACAAUGAACAUUUAAGACUCAUUCAUUACUUUAUUUUUUAUUUUUUACAGUGUAGGCUGGUUACAAUGAAAAUUAAAGACUCAUUCAUUACUUUAAUUUUUAUUUUUUACAGUGUAGGCCGGUUAAAAUGUGAAUUAAAGACUCAUUCAUUGCUUUAAUUAUGAUUUUUUACAGUGUAGGCUGGUAACAAUGUAAAUUAAAGACUCAUUCUUCA